This is a messenger RNA of Closterium sp. Naga37s-1, 882 nucleotides long. Lineage: Eukaryota; Viridiplantae; Streptophyta; Zygnematophyceae; Desmidiales; Closteriaceae. The record is from the annotation of a GenBank genome assembly.
AUGCCAUUGAGACGUCUCAUUACUCAAAAGUUCGGCGCGCUAGCUGCUUCCGCUCCUCCUCCUAGCACCGGCACUUCGACUCGCCUGUCGCUCCGGAGUCAAAGGGGUGGUCAGCAGCACUGCGCACACGAACUAUCUAAUGCUCCUCGCUCUCUCCCGCACUCCCACUCCCCCACCCCCACACCACCAUGGGACUUGGAGUCGACUCGCAAGUCGCUCCGGGGUCAAAGGGGUGGUCAGCAGCACUGCGCACAGCAACUACUAUCGAGUGGUUCUGACACUGUCCCCAAAGCCCUCUCUUCCCUCCCCCGCCCCUCAUUCCUUCCCCCUUUUUACCCCCCACCUCUUGCAGACGAGAUUGCAUCCGCGUUAGUGGCGCCGCUACUAGCGGGGCAGCCAAUCACGCUGCUCGUGCCGACCGACGGGUGUUUCCACCCUUCCGCGCAAGCCAAACUCGCUGCUACAGCUACAGCUGCUACAGCUGCUACUGCUGCUACAGCUGAACACUCUACCAGCCGCCGUACAUACGCUCCAUCGCGGGAGGGUCGUAGCCUAUCAGAAGCGGCAAAGGACGAGCGGCCCAUGGGGCACGAGGAUGACGUGGACGACGAGGAUAAGAUCAGUGUCGUGGCAGGAAAGGGUGACGUGGCAGGAACCAGAGAAGUAGCGGAUUUCCUGUCGGAGCAUCUGAUGUCGGGCGCGCAUUGCCACGAGGCGAUGAGAACGGCCAAGGGAAGCUGGAAGGGGCGGGCGCAUCUGAUGGCAGGCGCGAUUGCCACGAGGGGGGAUGAGAGCGGCCAUGGGAAGCUGGAAGGUGAGAGAAUGAGGUGGGAUUAUAACGGGUGGGCGAGAAAGAAGGGAAGCUGGAAGGUGAGAGAAUGA